Messenger RNA from Phyllopteryx taeniolatus (common seadragon), 2172 nucleotides. It is a transcript of the gene lrrc18b, whose product is annotated as leucine rich repeat containing 18b. The coding region runs from base 355 to 1050 and encodes 231 amino acids. The transcript is spliced from 4 exons. NCBI's taxonomy places the organism in Eukaryota, Metazoa, Chordata, Actinopteri, Syngnathiformes, Syngnathidae. The record is from RefSeq and is a predicted model, not a curated record. Gene Ontology annotation, molecular function: protein binding.
ACAUCCACUAAACAAGAGCAAGAGCUAUGACGUCAGAGUAGUUGACCGUACGACGCAUUCGAGCACAGAUGUUACGUCACUGGCGGCUCUCUCGUUCCCCUGCUUUGACCACAUGCGCUUAAUUAAGCCCGUUGGUUCGUUUUAGUUUAGUUUUGCUUCGCCUGGCGUAAACGCCAUUUACGCCUGGCAGCGGUAGCUGCGAGUUAGCUUUAGCCAAUGUGAGAAUAUUUUUUGGGGGGACGACCAGUCGACGUUCAACGCCGCCUAAUAAAGAGCGGACGGCAAUUUUGACAACUGAGUUGAUGACACUAACCAUUUUUGGGCAUUUGGAGGUUAACUUAUUAAUGCUGAAGCAUGCCCAAAAAGAAAGGCAACAUUCCAAGAAGCAAGGCAUUUACUUCCAAAAUGGCGCUGAAUUGCGUACAGCUGACACCGGAUGGCAGACAGCGCCUCAAUCUCAGUUUCAAGGCGUUGGAUGCAGUUCCAGCAUGCAUCCAGAGUCUGUGCCGAGUGGAUGAACUGAUCCUGAGCAGGAACCUCAUCAUCAGCCUCCCGGACUUUAUUCAUGAUUUUAUCAACAUCCAAGUUUUGGACCUGCACAGCAACUAUCUGGAGCAGAUCCCUCCGUCCCUCGGCCUCCUGAAGAACCUGGUGAUUUUGAAUUUGUGCAACAACCGUCUAACGCAAGUCCCCAAGGAGCUAGGCCUUCUGCAGAACCUCCAGAUGCUUUACAUGGGCCUCAACCGUCUUCAAAUGCUUCCCACCGCCAUUGGUAACUUGAAGGAGCUCGUUUAUAUCGGCCUCUCUGACAACAAAUUUGCUUCUGUGCCCAAGUGCCUCGCACAGCUCCAAAAGCUGGAAAAAGUCAACCUGGACAGAAAUCCCUUUCCCCCGCCCCCCGGCGAGAAGAAAGUUGAAAUCCCAAGGAAGUUUCACCUGGCUCAUGCAUGCGACCUAUGCGAAAACUGCCUUAAUAACUGCAGAACAGAUAGAAGAAAGCUUGUGGAAGCAACACAAAUUAAGGAACCCACUACAGGGCAUGUGGCAUGAGUUGAAAUAGUUAUCUUAAAUUCAGACCCGUAUCGGCAGCCCGAACAUUCCCCAUUGGAGCAAUCCAGGUUUGACAGCAUUAGCGGCAAUUGGGCACAGCUGGAGUUUAGGAGUGGAGGGCGCUUUUGUUGAGUCUUGACGUCAGCCUGGAACAUGAGCCAGGUACUGUUUGUGCACCCUCAAAUAAGGUUUGUGGCCCAAAUCAGCGCUAUGGGGUUGAUCCAGACAUCAUCUAGUCAAGGAGUCUACAGAGGGAUUGUCUGAAUAAGUGCAAAGUGUAAAAUACAAAUUGAGUGACGAUGUGUAUCGCUGCAGGAUUUACCUUCCUACUGUAUGUAAGUGGUUCUCAGAAUUUUUAAACCAAGUACUACCUCAAAAAAUACGGAACUCUUUAAGUACGACCAUAAUCACCAACAUAAAAACACAGUAGCAUAGUAGGCCCAAGUCUUCAUCAAAAACAAGACAGAGGUUUUAUUCCUGAAAAAAUCUAUUUCAUAUUAUUGUAAGCCACUGUAACAAUAUGCAGUUUGAACAUCAACACUGUGCUUAAAUAUAGGAAAAUAUUUUUAAAAUUACAACUAUGAUUCAAUAAAAAUGGAUAUUCAAUUUUUAAAAAAAAUUCUUAAAGAUUAAAUGCGGAGGGAUUGAUUUUAAGUUAAAUACAACUGAAUUGUAUUUAGGCAGGGAUUCUUUCACAUACCAGAUGAGAGAGACCGCAUACCACACUGAGAAUCACUGCUGUAUUUCAUGCAGAUAAAUGUGGCAAUUUUAACGCGUUUGUGUUCAAAACAUUCAAAUGUUUGUUUCUCAUUUGUCAAUUGCAGUCGGUGACCUCUUACAUCUCCAUCUUGUGACAUAGAUAAUCCAAUGCAUACAUUUGCCAUUCAAAGGUUUCUCAGUAAAUUAGAAUAUCAUGUAACAUCUAAUAAUUAAUUUCAGUACUUUAGGUCAAUUCAAAAAGUGAAAUUCAUAUUAUUCACUACACAGGCUUCACACAGUGAGAUAUUUCAUGAUUUCAUUUUGUAAAAUGUUUAUGAUUAUAGUUUCCAGCUAAUGGAUACCCACAAGUCUCCAUUUCAAGAAAUUACAAAAGAACAUGAGAAACAAUGCAAAUAAUUUGUA